UCUCUUUCCCCCCUUCCUCUGUCUCUGAAGCGUAAAAACCAAAGGACUCUUAUCUCCCAUUCAGUCUCCUCUGUAUGUGGCUGAGGGAUACUCUCACAUUUUUAAGCCUCUCUUUCUCCCACAGUUCAAAUUUCUUUGUCAAUUUUUAACUAAUUUUGCAUCUCUACUUUCUCAAGGAUGAAUUUUUGACUGAAAAACCAGGAUUAUUUUUGGUGUUUCCUGAUUCUUUAGGAGGCGGCAUCUUUUACUGAAGUCAUCUUUGUUCUUGUGCUCACAGCUGCUGAGUGUACAGUGGCUGCUAGUGGGGAAAUAGGUUAGUGUGCCUGUGUGUGCCCGGGCAGCAGAGGUGAUUGAAUGUUGAGUGCACGGAGGAGACGAAGAGGAGGGGGAUGCCUUCCUGGCGGUAGCACUCUGUAGCCCUGCAACAAUUUGGGGAGAAGGUGACUGGGGAUGCUUCCGGUGAACUCCGACCUUUAGUCAAACUGUCAGCGACGAAGAAAAAGACAAAGGAAAAAGCAACUGACACAACAAAUACAGACAUUUGUUCCAUUUUAUUUUUAGCCGCGGAGCAGGGCUGACCUGUGUGUCCGCUGCGUGUGGACACCAUGGACAUCAACCUUCAGUCGCACCGAUUUUACUUCCCCCAGAUCUACUGUGCUGAACCGGGGGCACAGCCGCAGCUCACUGAGUUUAAAGUCAGUGAGCAGAGUAUCUGCCAGGCGCGGGCCUCGGUCAUGGUCUACGAUGACACCAGUAAGAAGUGGGUGCCCAUCAAGCCCGGACAGCAGGGAUUCAGCCGCAUCAACAUCUACCACAACACUGCCAACAACACGUUCAGAGUGGUGGGCGUCAAACUGCAGGACCAGCAGGUAGUCAUUAACUACUCCAUAGUGAAGGGCCUCAAGUACAACCAGGCCACGCCGACCUUCCACCAGUGGCGGGACGCCAGGCAGGUCUAUGGCCUCAACUUCGCCAGCAAGGAGGAGGCCACCACCUUCUCCAACGCCAUGCUCUUCGCCCUCAACGUCCUCAGCGCUCAGGAUGGAGGUCCAGCUGUCCAGCGCCAAGUCCAGAAUGGACCGACUUCAGAUGAGAUAGAAGCUCAGAGAGCGAGGCAGAUGAUGGAGCAGCAGCAGCAGAUGCAGGCACACAUGGAGCGGGAGCGACGGUCCUCCAACUCAGGUUCUCCUUUCCAAGGCCACCCUGCCGUGCUCUCUGUGGCCCCACCAGUAGUACCUCCCCCAAUGAACAUGGGUGGCCCUCCUCCCCCUCCGCCACCGCCGGGACCUCCGCCACCCUCAGCAGGGGCACCCCAACCUCCUCUCCCGCCGCCGCUACCCAUGGGUGGAGGGAGUCACGCGGAUGAGCCCCCCGCACCAACAGGACUCGCCGCUAUGAUCGCUGGAGCCAAACUGCGCCGUGUUCAAAGACCUGAGGACAGCUCUUCAAGCGCCAAAAACGAUGCCAACCGAACAAGCGGAGGCAGCGGGGGACUGAUGGAGGAGAUGAACGCUCUGUUGGCACGAAGAAGGAAAGCAGCAUCAGAGAAGCCAGACGACAGCCAAAAUGACGACCCAAAUUCUCCGUCACCCAGCACCCGGGGAGGACAGAAUGCCACAGAUGGUGCAAAGAAGCCGUGGGACCGAGCUAACUCUGCAGACAGGUCAAUGGUUUCAAGGGUACGACCUGUGGGGAGCGGCAGUGACACAGACUCGUUAGACCUCGAUAGAAUGAAACAGGAAAUCUUGGAAGAGGUGUUCCGUGAAUUGCACAAAGUGAAGGAUGAAAUCAUUGAUGCCAUUAGACAUGAACUCAGUCGAGUUAGCACGACAUAAUCUUUCAGAGCCACUCCUCGACAUGAACCACCUUUUUGAACCAUUGCCCCUGCAGCAGCUGCUGUGGCCCUGAAGAGGAGGAGAAGGAGGAGGAAGAGAGGUCAGGAACGGAGGCCCAAACUGUGACAUCAACUCAUCCUGUUCAGCUGUGGUGUUGAAGCAAUGCAGCAACGUUGAUCUAACACCUCAGACAUGUCUGUGUAACAUUUGGUUUGUUUGUGUGGGGACAAAGAUGUGAAUGGGGCACACUUCUCGCACUGAUUACUCUGAUUUCUUAACAUUUCCUGUCUGUUUGUUAGCCCAGUUCGCCCCUCUGUCCUCGGCCUAAAGGAAAAUGGAUAAAAUUCAUAUGAUUUUAUUUGUUUUGCUUUUUUCACAGGUUUGUUUUAAACAUUUUUUUAUUAUUACUAUCAUUUUCAUUAUUACUACUAUCAUUUUUAUGAUUGUCAAUGUAAUGUUAAUAUGAAUAGUAGUAGUGUAGUGAGUACAAUGGUAAUAAUGAGGAAAUGAUAAUGAGAAUAUGAUAGUAAGGAUAAUGUUGGUAAUUAUUAUUGCACAUUAUUUUAUGUCAGCCUUUUGUAUUUUAUAUUGGUUCUUUUCAUUUGGUUUCAUUUUAGAUACACU
Seriola dumerili (greater amberjack) is the source of this 2459-nucleotide messenger RNA. It is a transcript of the gene evlb, whose product is annotated as ena/VASP-like protein. Gene Ontology annotation, biological process: actin polymerization or depolymerization; protein homotetramerization; positive regulation of actin filament polymerization. Lineage: Eukaryota; Metazoa; Chordata; Actinopteri; Carangiformes; Carangidae. Gene Ontology annotation, cellular component: cytoskeleton. The record is from RefSeq and is a predicted model, not a curated record. Gene Ontology annotation, molecular function: actin binding; profilin binding; SH3 domain binding. Bases 606 to 1835 code for a protein of 409 amino acids. The transcript has 13 exons.